Bipolaris zeicola 26-R-13 is the source of this 507-nucleotide messenger RNA. RefSeq lists its product as uncharacterized. The transcript is spliced from 2 exons. The record is from RefSeq and is a predicted model, not a curated record. NCBI's taxonomy places the organism in Eukaryota, Fungi, Ascomycota, Dothideomycetes, Pleosporales, Pleosporaceae. Bases 1 to 507 code for a protein of 168 amino acids.
AUGUCAAGAACACCGCUCCUGCCCUCCUACGACUCCGCGACGCAGUAUGCGCCUUCCCAGAGGGUGUUAGCACAUCUCGGAGCAGAAUUUAGAAGCCAAACAACCCUAGAUGUGCUCUGUAUAAUAGUAUUCCCAGGGACUGCUAUUACAGCUACCGUGUGGGCGACUCGUAGCGGGACAGCCGCGCCUAAGGUACCGCUUGACACAGUCCCUACACUCCCCUACUUCGCCUCUCUUUUCCUUGUUCUCUCAUUCAGCCUCUGGGCUGGGUAUCUGAUAUCGAUCGUAUAUGAUGCGGCCCGCAUUCCGCGUUUAGUGCGCCAGAUCGUGGUUGGAGUGUCUAUUGGAGGGAAGCUAGUGCUAGCGGGAGUGCAUGGGCUUAUUUGGGUGGGAUAUAGACAGUUCUUUGCGGAGUGGCGACAGCCAAAUUGGAUUAUUGUAUUUCUAGCGGUGCAGUCUUGGUGGGAUGUCUUACUUUUCAUAGUUCAUUGGUGUUUGUUAAGUUAG